UCGUAUUUUUACAUAGCAUAUAAUGUGAAAAUUGCAGCGGGAGGAAAUAAGCGUUUCAUAAUGGCAGCGAUGGCGAGUUCGAAACGAUCUUCAGUUAGCUCUUUAUCGUCUGAAUUUAUUUGGAAGGAAAUUAACAUUCCGAAACAGUUGAACAAACAAGUUCUCAGAACACUUUUAAAGACGAUAAGUGACAAAGAUGUUAAAUCAUCUGAUUUUCUUGAAGAUGUAGAGCCUGUUAUCAGUUCCUUGAUAGUGUUUCUGUGGUCUGAAACAACACGACCUUUGGAACGCCAUCUUGCCAUAACUAUUUUGCAAAAGUUAGCACCACACCCAAGUAUAUCUGAAGUUGUGUCGACAGCUACUGUCAAUCAGCUGAUCGAAGUUCUUCCAGUUUUAAUAGCACAGACAGAAGACUUGGAAGAUUAUAAAAGAUGGCUGGAUAAACUCAUUGGGUACAUAAACACAAAGGAAGUAAGCCUUCAAGACCAGAGAAGAAUUCAAACUUUCCUAACCUGUGCCAUCUCUAUGCAUCCAAAGCUAUUCCACAUUGAAGACAUAAAAACAAUUCUACAGCAAGCUCCUUGUUGGCUGAAGGAAGCAGCCAUUGUUUCUGCACGAAAGACAGCAUCCUCUCUAAAAAAGUCUGCCUUGCCUUCGGCAGUCACAGAACUUGAUGGUGUGCCUUCAUCAGAAUUCUUCACUGUUCUCAGCUAUGCCCAUUAUAACACAAUUGACCAACUUCUGAAUAUUCAAACAUUUUCAAUGCUGAGAACCUGGUUGCUUAGUGUCUGUAGAGACCAUCAGGGGGCAGUAAUAGAGAAACAUUCAUGUCCACAUUUGGGUGAAGUACUUUCUGUUGAGAUUUCUGGAAGCAUUAAAGACUACUGUAUACGAAUUGUGGACCAGAGUGAUCGAAAUCCCCAAGAUCCAGAGAAUGUUGAUAUUCAAAAAGCUUGCCUGGUAGAGGCAGUGUCUCUUCUGGAUAUAUUGUGUCAAGCAGAUUCGUCUCUGGUCCUGUCAGUUGUUCCAACCAUCAGGAGAAUUUAUGACCGGCUGUAUGCACAGGGCACCACUCUGGUUAAUCUUGGAAAUGUUUCAGUUUUAUGUUCUGUGGUUCAGUUCUUCCUACAUCACAGUUCUGCUAUAAUUCACAAAUUGGAUGACGUUUAUGUCUUCUUGUUCCGUGACCUUCUUCCUCAUAUUUGUAAAGACAGCUUUACCGCUUGUGAAAUGGUUUUUCUCAUUGAGAACAAUUUAUCUCAGCUCUGCUACCAGACAAGUAUCCUAGAAAAGUUCUUCCCUAACAUUCUGAAGAUCUUGGCAUGGAGCCCAUCGUUAUUCCAAUGUCAUUUUAUUCAAAUUCUUCCAGCCUUUCUGUCACAACAAACUUGUAUUGAAGUGUUUCACACACUGCUUGACCUACCUUGUCUUACAGUAGCCCUGAUACUGAAUUUCCUUAGUGAUUAUAAGGGUGAACACAUUGAGGCACAGAUUGCAAAGUACAGCAUGACCUCUAAAGAUAUUGACCUUUAUGCUGAUCCAAGUUUUCAACCUAUGUUUCAGUUUUUCUUACGAACAACAAGUGGUGUUGGUGACACUUUCAAUCGUAUUGGUGAUUUCCAUGAUGCUCUUUGUCGAAAUACAACCCACCCACAAGUUCUCUACUGUGCUGAAGCAGUCAUUCCUCUGUUGAGCUGUUUUUUUGACACCUUCCUCCAGUUUGCUGAUACUUCAUUGGUUGCUUCUCUUCUUCCUGUUCUCAUAGAAAGGACCUUGAUUCUGUACCCAGUGGAGGGUUACAUUGAAAAAGUCCAAAGAAUGAUGUCAGAAAAUGUUAUCAAACUUAUAUCUCUUCAUCCUGAUGUCCUGGUCCACCUUCAAGAAGAAAUAGGAGAGUUCUAUAGCCACAUCAAAAACUUCAGUUAUUCUUCUGAAUUCUUUAUAAGCUUGGUCUGGACUAUUGGAGAAUAUGUCAGUCAGACGUACAGUGGGCUGUGUAAGCCUGAAAUAAUAACAACUUACUAUGAAGGGCUGGAGUACGUACCUUAUGAGUUGGUUGGAUCCCAUGAGCUGUCUGUUUCACAUUUCAGGUUAAUGAAUAUUACUGUGACAACUCUUGCAAAGUUAGGAACAAGAUGUCAAGACCUGCUUCCAAGGGUUAUUCUGUGCUUAAGUAAAGUCAGAAAACAGCUUCUGCUAUCUAAGGAAGAAGAGGAAAAAUACCACAAGAUAAGAGGGAUAGUUGUGGAAAGGAUUUCUGAACUUCUGGCCAUCUUGCAGAUUCCAAAUGCAGCCUCAGUGGUUUUGAAUCCAUCAAAGGAUCUGGAAUCUGGAAGGUGGCAUCAGGAUGUGACAUCACUCCCAUUUGCUUUAAGGACAGCUUGUUUGAUGUUAGAAACAUAUAAGGAUUUAAAAAUAUAAUCCAAGAAGACUGUUGAAAUGAACAGCUGACCAUCAUUAUUUGUGAAAGUUGUUAUGAGAAAUAAAAUCAUUAUUUUUAUUAA
Molecule: messenger RNA, 2504 nt
Organism: Limulus polyphemus (Atlantic horseshoe crab)
Lineage: Eukaryota; Metazoa; Arthropoda; Merostomata; Xiphosura; Limulidae
Product: AP-5 complex subunit zeta-1-like
Exons: 19
Coding region: 61-2421 (786 amino acids)
Cellular component (GO): AP-5 adaptor complex
Source: RefSeq, a predicted model, not a curated record